This is a messenger RNA of Babesia bigemina, 1506 nucleotides long. RefSeq names its product PRP38 family protein, putative. The record is from RefSeq and is a predicted model, not a curated record. Gene Ontology annotation, cellular component: precatalytic spliceosome. Lineage: Eukaryota; Apicomplexa; Aconoidasida; Piroplasmida; Babesiidae. The transcript has 7 exons. Bases 1 to 1506 code for a protein of 501 amino acids.
AUGUAUGGCCAAAACAACGAAUCCGACCCAGCGAGAGGGCAUGGCGCGCCCAAUGCGUCUUCGUUGGAAUCUGCCACCCAUAUUCCACCGGGGAAUCCGCCAGUUCCGGUGCCCGGCUACCCCGCCUCUGCGACUGUGCCUGCGUACGGCGCCUAUUACGGCUACAACGGUUACGCUGCAUACGGUAAUAACUACGGCGUGAACUAUGGAAAUGGGCCGGCCGCGGCCACGGUACCGCCUACACCUCCCGUGGCAGCGCCGUUGGCGCCCAUGGCUGUGCCCUCCACCGCCUCAAUGCCGCCAACUACAGCAGCUGUGUCGUCCGCUAUGGUCCAACCGUCUGCUGAGGACAAGCUCGAGAGCGUUCAGCGCUGCCACAUGCACACGAAGCCAGAUCUGAAUUGCAAGUUCUGCCGCAAGUACAAGUCCGCCGUUCACGAGAUGAGCCGCUUGGCCGCUCAGCAGAGCAGCCAGCAGCCCGUGGAUAAGCCCAACCAGCUGCCGAUGACCAAUUCGAGCACGUACAACUUGAACACACUGCUUUUGAGCAACAUUCUGAACUCGGAGUACUACAAGUCGCUAUCGGCGAUUAAUUCCUACGUCGACGUGAUGAACGAGUUGAUUCAGUACGCCGACCAUGCGGAGCCGUACUGCAGCACUGCGACCCGUGCGCCGUCUACCCUGUUCUGCUGCCUCCACAAGCUUUUUACGUUGAGGCUCACUGAACGCCAGAUGACAGCUCUCGUUGACUGCCCCAAAUCGCCCUAUCCGCGUUGCUGCGGGUUUUUGUACCUGCGGUUCGUCCUUCCCUCCGACCAGGUACGCUCCCUCAACGGCGCCGUCAUGUCAUGGCCACCGCAGCUGUGGGACUGGUUCGAGCCGUACCUAAUGGAUGACGAAUCGUUUGUUGUGAGUGCGCACCCAACCCGCAAAACGACGAUCGGCGAAUUUUGCGAGCGUCUGCUGGUGGACGACAAAUACUUCAACACAGUGCUCCCGCGUUUGCCCAUGCGUUUCAAGAACCGCCACGGCCCGCACUUGUACAGCAUGGCCGAACACCGGCGUCGGCGCGUCAGGAACCUGGAGUCCAUCGACGACUUCGCCCCUGGAAAAUCGGCUUCGGCGUUCAUCAGUGGUGACUGGGUGGAGUGUACCAUCCAGUCGGUCUCCGACGAUUACCCUACGGUGACCGUGUCGCUGACCAGCGGAGAGGAGCAAACCGUCGACAUAGGAUACGUAUCGCUAGGCAAGACCGGAAAAUCCGGCUCUAAACGUGGAAGGGAGUCGGAAUCGCCCGAGGCCGAUGGUAGCGGCCGGAAGCCCGGCCACGUCGACCGUCACCGCGCCCGUGACGGUUCUCCCGGCUCUACCAAGUCGAAGGAGGCGUUGCUACGCGAGUUCAAGCGGCGUGAGAGCGAGCGCGCGCUGGCAGUUGGGAAGGACUACUCCAAGCGCCCGUGCUCCUUCAAGACAUCGCUGUCGUCGAAAAUGGACAACAAGCGCUGA